This is a messenger RNA of Dioscorea cayenensis subsp. rotundata (Guinea yam), 2649 nucleotides long. Its product is annotated as probable glycosyltransferase STELLO2. The coding region runs from base 143 to 2437 and encodes 764 amino acids. The transcript is spliced from 3 exons. The record is from RefSeq and is a predicted model, not a curated record. Lineage: Eukaryota; Viridiplantae; Streptophyta; Magnoliopsida; Dioscoreales; Dioscoreaceae.
UCCACACCUCGCAACGAAAGCGAAGCUUAAACCGAACGAAAGCCUCACCUCUACCACCCUUCCCUCCUACUCCCAGUGUCGGCGCCACCCACCUCCAUUAUCAACCCCUCCUCCGAUCCCGAUCCCAAUCUCAAUUGCCACCAUGCUCGUCCAAGAGCGCUCCGCCCCGAAGCGCCCUUCGAGCCCCGACCACCCGCAUCACCACCACCGCAAACCCCUCGACCUCCUUUCCUGGGCCUCUGACAACGUCUACAAGAUCAUCUUCGCCGUCUUCCUCCUCGCCACUGCCGCUGCUGCUUUCCUUCUCCCCUCCAUCUCCGACACCGCCGCCCUCCUCUGCUUCGAACGAUCCCGGUCCACCCCCUCUUCUUCCGAUCCCUCUCUCCGCAUCCCUUACCCUGAAAUUCGCUUCUCCUCUAUCUCCCCUAUCCCUCCCCUUCCUGAUUCCUUUUCCUCAUUCCGCGCCGACCGCUGGAUCGUUGUCACUGCCCCUUCGUCCUCGAACUCGCCUUCGCUCCUUCGCCUCACCCGCCUCAAGGGCUGGCAGCUCCUCGUCGUCGGCACCUCCCAGACCCCCUCUGAUUGGUCCCUCAAGGGCGCCAUCUUCCUUUCCCUCGACUAUCAAGCUCGCCUCGGGUUCCACGUCACCGGCUACCUCCCCUACCACACCCACGUCCGCAAGUCCGUCGGCUACCUAUUCGCCAUCCAGCACGGUGCCAAGAAGAUCUUCGACGCCGACGACCGUGCCCAAGUCCUCGACGACGACCUCUCUAAGCACUUCGAUGUCGAUCUCGCUCGUGAGACCACCGAGAUCCUCCUCCAGUACAGCCAUCACGACCCCAAUCGCACUGUCAUCAACCCUUACAUCCAUUUCGGCCAGCGAUCCGUCUGGCCUCGCGGGCUUCCGUUGGAGAAUGUCGGAGAAGUCGGACAUGAAGAGUUUUACACGGAGGUCUAUGGAGGCAGGCAGUUCAUUCAGCAGGGGUUGUCGAAUGGGUUGCCGGAUGUGGAUUCGGUGUUCUACUUCACGCGCAAGUCUUCAGGCCUGGAGGCUUUUGAUAUCCACUUCGAUGGGGAUGCUCCCAAGGUGGCGUUACCGCAGGGGACGAUGGUGCCUGUGAACUCUUUCAACACUCUUUUCCACACACAGGCCUUCUGGGGUCUCAUGCUGCCAGUGUCGGUGAGCUCCAUGGCUUCUGAUGUCCUUAGGGGGUAUUGGGCGCAGAGGAUUUUGUGGGAGAUUGGGGGGUUUGUGGCUGUAUACCCUCCGACCAUCCAUCGAGUGGAUCAUUCUGAAUCUUAUCCUUUUGCAGAAGAGAAGGAUCUUCAUGUCAAUGUGGGGCGUUUGAUCAAGUUCUUGAUAUCAUGGAGAUCCAAGAAGCCAACAUUGUUUGAGAGGAUUUUGGAAUUGAGUUAUGCAAUGGCCGAGGAGGGGUUCUGGACGGAGCAGGAUGUGAAGUUCACUGCUGCGUGGUUGCAGGAUUUGCUUGCUGUAGGGUACCAGCAACCGAGGUUGAUGUCGCUUGAGCUUGACCGGCCAAGGGCUACUAUUGGACAUGGAGAUAGGAGAGAGUUCGUGCCAAAGAAGCUCCCUUCUGUGCAUCUUGGAGUGGAGGAGAUUGGAACUGUGAAUUAUGAGAUUGGGAAUCUCAUAAGAUGGAGAAAAAACUUUGGAAAUGUAGUGCUUAUCAUGUAUUCUAGUGGUCCUAUAGAUAGGACAGCAUUGGAGUGGAGAUUGCUCUAUGGUAGGAUUUUUAAAACAGUGAUCAUUCUGUCAGAACAGAACAGUACAGAUCUCGCUGUGGAAUAUGGCCAGUUGCAGAGCACAUACAAAUACCUACCCAAAUUGUUCAACCGAUAUACUGGUGCAGAUGGAUUUCUAUUCCUCCAGGAUGAUAUGAUUCUAAAUUAUUGGAACCUCAUGCAGUCUGACAAGAACAAGCUAUGGAUUACAAACAAGGUUGCUGAUUCUUGGGUUAAUGUGACCAUUGAUGGCAAUAGCACAUCAUGGUUUGUAACACAGAACAACAUGGUGAAAAAGGUGGUCAGUGAUCUCCCUGUCCAUUUUCAAGUUAGCUACAAAGAAAGUUCAAGCGAUGGCCAGCUCACCAUCUGCGGCAGUGAGAUAUUCUACAUUCCGCGGCGCUUUGUCGGAGACUUCAUAGAUCUCGUGGGACUUGUUGGUGAUCUAGAUAUCCAUCAGAAGGUUGCAAUACCAUUAUUCUUCAUGUCUAUGGAUACACCACAAAAUUUUGACUCCGAUGCUCUAGCAUCAAGUAUAUACAAGAAAGAUCUAUCAGUAAACAAUUCGUCUUUGAGUUACUACACCGCACAGGUCCCAGCUGUUUACCCAGUGAAUGUGAGAAAUGAGAUUGAUUUCAUUAAGCUUAUAAGAGUUAUGAGUGCGGGUGAUCCCCUUCUGAUGGAGCUUGUAUGACUAUAAAUACUAAACUAAAUGGAAAUUAGGAGAGUCCUGGAAAGGGAUUGAAAAGCGUUAUUAGAUACGAUUUUGGUUAUUGGUGUUGGGGGGUUGUUGUAAUAUGUGCUUAUUUGUAUUAUUUGUUCUUUUUUGUUUUUUUAUUUCUUUCUCCCAUUCAUGUAUGUUGUAGAAUUUACUUGAGAGUAAUCCAAAAGGUCGUUAGAUGCUGU